GAACCCACAGGAACACAACAUAUGAAUCCAAGCUGCUGCUUAUUAUUAGCCACCUACAUGGAGUGCUAGCUAGACGAGCACACUAUAUAUUGCUAGCUGGCUAGGAGGACUACACUGUGUGGUACAUAUAGCUAGUCGGAGUAGAUCAUCAGAGCUAGCGGAAUAACCGAAGCCGAACUCAUCAGCUUAGCUAGCUAGCUAGCUAGCCAGCUAGCGUGCAUGGAUCAGGACGACAAGAAGGAAGGCAAGUACCGCGGCGUGCGGAAGCGGCCGUGGGGCAAGUUCGCGGCGGAGAUCCGGGACCCGGAGCGCGGCGGCUCCCGCGUCUGGCUCGGCACCUUCGACACCGCCGAGGAGGCCGCGCGGGCCUACGACCGCGCCGCAUUCGCCAUGAAGGGCGCCACGGCCGUGCUCAACUUCCCCGCCGGGGCUGCCACCACGAGCGGCGGCUCCUCCUCCUCCUCGGCUCCGGCGGCGGCGGGUGCCGCCAGGGGGAGGACCACCCGGGUCCCGGACUCGGAGAAGGUGGAGCUGGAGUACCUUGACGACAGGAUCCUCGAGGAGCUGCUCGCGGAGGACAAGUACAACAAGAACUACUGAGACUACUACAUAUACACAUAUAUAGCUAGCUAAUAAUACACAGCUAAUAUAUAUAUAUAUAUAUAUAUAUAUAUAUAUAUAUAUAUAUAUAUAUAUAUAUAUAAUACGCUUGUUCUGCUCGCUGUGCUAGCUAGCUGGUCUUCCAGUAAAAAAGGAGACAUGCAUCAAGCAGUAGUACCGCGGAGAAUAGCUAGCUAGCCUCUCUAGCUUUUCCGGUGCCUGGACCUAGCAUGCACACGUGUACACUGCACCGAACAGCUUACACGUCAUUGUUCCAGGAAAAGCUCAUCACGCACCGAGUGCUUCGUCACCAUGAAGACGGACGAAACCAGGCGAUGCAUGCAGGCAUUUGGUUCAGCGCCAGUACGUCAUACCCGGCCUCUGGCCUCUUGCUUCAUUCUAUACAUAUCAUACAGAAUGAUACGGUAUUAAUUUACACACAUAAAGUUAUGACUAUGCAUAUGUAGUCCUUUUUCUUAAAAAAAGAAAUUGUGCUGUAUAUGCAUAUGUGCCAUAUAAAGAUUGGUUAAACUAUUUCAAAUUCUGGCUACUUGGAAAAUAUAGCUGACUGUUUGUGAAAGGUC
Messenger RNA from Panicum virgatum (switchgrass), 1184 nucleotides. RefSeq names its product ethylene-responsive transcription factor ERF096-like. The transcript has a single exon. Gene Ontology annotation, biological process: regulation of DNA-templated transcription; ethylene-activated signaling pathway. Bases 220 to 600 code for a protein of 126 amino acids. Gene Ontology annotation, molecular function: DNA-binding transcription factor activity; DNA binding. The record is from RefSeq and is a predicted model, not a curated record. Lineage: Eukaryota; Viridiplantae; Streptophyta; Magnoliopsida; Poales; Poaceae.